AUGGCGGGCCUGGGCAAGUUCGCUUACGGGAAACUGAAAAAGCAAACCGGAAUGGUCAGUAAGCCUUCAGCAAACAGGUAUAACCACACGACAGGAAUUCAGGGUCAAACUCAGACCCAUAGGGCAGAAGAACCGUCCAUCAUGACAGUCACCUACAGCAAAAACAUCCCGAACACCAAUUUCUGUGCCUUCACUAAACUCCUCUUCAGGUAUGUGAUGGGCGGUGCUAGGGUAUGGCGGGGCAGCGUUUUUAAACUGGUGUUGCCGGAACUUGUUGUAUACAUGUUCGUGUACUUCAUGUUCUCAGCUCUCUACAGAUUCGCUCUCCCUGAAGACUGCAAGAGAAUAUUCGAAAAGAUCGUGUUAAUCUGCGAGUCCUUCAGCUCCUCCGUCCCUCUCUCCUUCGUGCUGGGCAUAUACGUGACCAUCGUCGUGACCCGGUGGUGGGACCAGUACAUGCUUAUUCCGUGGCCUGAUGACGUGUGCAUUCUGGCAGCCACUUAUAUCAACAAGCAGGAUGAGCGAAGCAAAACGUUGAAAAAGGCUUUCGUCCGCUACAUCAAUCUAGCCUUUGUUUUAUCUUUCUCCGAUAUCUCUCCCCGGAUCGCUAGCCUCUACCCAACGCUGGAUCACCUCGUUAACGCAGGCUACAUGACCCUGAGCGAGAAGGCGAUCCUGGAGGGCCUGGAUGAGGAGUCGAACCACAACAAGAUGUGGCUUCCUCUGGCCUGGGCUUGCCUGCUGAUUGCCCAAGCACGGCGCGAGGGGCGACUCAUCGACGACCACGGGCAGAAGGCCAUUGCCAUCGAGAUCACCAACCUGCGAUAUCACUGUAGCAGGCUUCAGGAGUACCACACCAUGAGUGUACCGUUGGUCUACACGCAGACACAGUAUUCAGAUAUUGAGGGCCACUAG
Molecule: messenger RNA, 915 nt
Organism: Penaeus indicus
Lineage: Eukaryota; Metazoa; Arthropoda; Malacostraca; Decapoda; Penaeidae
Product: bestrophin-2-like
Exons: 11
Coding region: 1-915 (304 amino acids)
Molecular function (GO): chloride channel activity
Source: RefSeq, a predicted model, not a curated record